CCUCCCCGCGCUUCGAUGGAACGGUCGGGACCGGUGGCGUGACGCCAUGGCGCCCUCCCGCCGUGCCCUGAAGAAGGCCUUCCUGGAGCUCAAACGCUUCCCGAGGCGCAAGGACGUGCAAGAUGUACUGGGAUUGGUGCACCUUCAAGAGAACUUUGAGGCAUCAAAGCUCUUGAAGUUCUUGGCUAACGAGAAGCGGGCAGACGUCAUUUUGCCAUUGCUCCAGAUUUUGCAGCAGGAUGGCGCGCCCCUGUCCCCGCGCUGCUUCACGACGGGGAUCUCCACGUGCGCGAGGUCACGCCUUUGGAGGGAUGCCUUGGCCCUUUUCGACUUCAUGAAAGUCACAGAGGUGUCUCCCAACCUCUUCAACUACAGCGCUGUGAUCAAUGCUUGUGGGCGAAACGGACAGUGGGAGAUCUCAUGGCGGAUUUUUCAGGAGAUGUCUGAGAUGCAAAUCUCGCCAGAUGUGGUGAGCUAUGGCACCGCCAUCAGCUGCUUCGAUCACAGCUCCCAGUGGGACUUGGCCUUGCACAUCUUCCACGAGAGCCAGCGAUCGGUUCCAGCAGACAUCGUGGGCUUUAGUGCGAUGAUCAGCGCUUUGGACAAGGCUGGACGCUGGGAAGAUUCAUUAAGCUUGUUCGAAGAGAUGUCCAGUGCAAAUCUCUCGCCAGACACGAUUUGCUUGUCAGCCGUCAUUAGUGCAUGUGGAAAGGGGCGGCAGUGGCAACUGGCUUUGGAGAUCUUACAUGAGAAGGUGUCUGAGCCUGAUGUGAUUUGCUUCAGCGCAGCGAUUUCUGCGUGCAAGAAAGCUGGGGAAUGGAAGUUUGCAGUGCAGCUUCUUCAAGAGAUGGAGGACCUGAACUUGCGGCCCGAUUACGUCACCUGUUGCGGAGCCAUCAGUGCCUGUGAAAAGGGACACCAAUGGCAAGCAGCGUUGGAACUUCUGCAGGUCAUGCCAGAAGCUUCGAUGACUUUGGAUGCCAUUAGCUACAACGCGACGAUCAGCUCUUGUGCAAAAGGUGCCCAAUGGCAGACGGCGCUUCAGUUGCUGGACACCAUGCUUUCCGUGGAGGUGUGGCCUGAUGUGAUCAGCUGCGCUUCAGCCAUUAGUGCCUGUGAGAAAGAUGCACGGUGGCUCAUGGCCCUAGGGGUCUUCCAGUCAAUGUAUGACUUCAAAGUCUUCCCUGAUCGGAUCAGCUUCAAUUCAACGAUGCGUGCUUUUGCAAAAGAUGGACAGUGGCAGUUGUCCCUCAGUUUGCUCCAUGACAUGAAGAAUGAGGAGAUUCAAGCUGAUGCCACUAGUUUCAAUGCUUUGAUCAGCUCUUGUGACAAGUCAGAGGAGUGGGAGAUGGCCCUCCAUCUCUUGGAAGAGAUGCUUCAGGUGGACUUGCAGCCUGAUCUCAUUACUUACACCUGCUUGUUGAACUGCUAUGAGACAGCUCGUCAGUGGCAAAGGGCCUUGGAACUCUUUGCAGUUUUGCCCGAGAUCAAGGCCAUGCGGUUGCUGUUUCUUUUUUAAAUCAUCGUUUGCUCCAUGCGGUUGCUGAGGACAGUAUUUUUUCUUUUGCCGUUUUUUGUGUAGAAUUGUUGGAACUCCUCCCACUGUGCGACGUGAUGUUGUUCUUGUGCCUGAAGCCAGCAAUCAAGGCCGGACACAUGUUUGAGGGUUCCAUGCCACUGAUAGACUUGCUGUUCUGUCGAGUACGCAUGGAAACCUUUACAGUGUGCAGUUCCCAAUGGCUCAAAGUUGUCCAAGAACUUUUGUGAUUUCAUGACAGUCAUCGAAAAACACACCAUUCUCUCAUGAUCCCAGUCGCCCAGUCGCUUGCGACUGGGUGGAAGGGAGACAAAAGUGGACAUCUCAAUCCUCAGUGUAAAUUCGCAGUUGUGUUGUGUUGAUGUCGAUUCCCGACCCGUGGGUGUGGUGUGCUGCCUGAAAACA
Messenger RNA from Durusdinium trenchii, 1942 nucleotides. The record is from the annotation of a GenBank genome assembly. NCBI's taxonomy places the organism in Eukaryota, Dinophyceae, Suessiales, Symbiodiniaceae.